This is a messenger RNA of Caenorhabditis auriculariae, 315 nucleotides long. NCBI's taxonomy places the organism in Eukaryota, Metazoa, Nematoda, Chromadorea, Rhabditida, Rhabditidae. The record is from the annotation of a GenBank genome assembly.
AUGGAGGUAUUGCUUCGUACCUCACCCAAGCAUAACUCUGCUUGGAGCAAGAUGGUGAUUUGGCGUUGGCCUCACCAGAUUCCGAUUAACUCGGAUGGCUUUAUGCCACGAAGUAGUACUACGAUGGAGGUAUUGCUUCGUACCUCACCCAAGCAUAACUCUGCUUGGAGCAAGCUGGUGAUUUGGCGUUGGCCUCACCAGAUUCCGAUUAACUCGGAUGGCUUUAUGCCACGAAGUAGUACUACGAUGGAGGUAUUGCUUCGUACCUCCCCCAAGCAUAACUCUGCUUGGAGCAAGCUGGUGAUUUGGCGUUAG